GAGUCUUCAUGCACUGAAUGAAAGAAUUCGAAUGCAGGUGAGAGGGUGCACGACCGGCUCGGGGCCCCAAGGCCCGUCUGCCGCGGGAGCUGAAUGCGUCGCCCUGUUAUACCGGGUGUCGUGGGCCCGCAACAGAUCACCGGCGUCCCCUCUGUACACGGGGAGAACAAGGCUGCUCUGUUUUAGAAGUGAACACGUAAAAGAGGCGUGAAACUCGACCCCACGGUCUUGUGGGCAGCGAAUGCUUUCAACUUUUAUUUCUUAUCGGUCAUUUUGGCCGAGGAAAAAAAAAAACGGCAAGGGAUCAAAAGAACAGAGAAUAUGCCUCGGUCGUUUCUGGUGAAAAGCAAGAAAGCGCACAGUUACCACGAGCCACGAACUUUAGAGGAUGAUUACAACCGAUUCGAUAUUGUUUUAACACAUAUGUGUGAAGACAGCAAGAUUCCAGAGGAUUCGGAGUCUUGUCCAGAUGCCAUGACAAUCGACACGUCAGGAGCCUUCUCACCGGAAUCUCACCUUGUAGACACGGCGGAAUUUUCCUCCAAAUCUCCUCUCAGCUGUGGGGGAAGCGUGUGUGAUCGCUCCUCAGAUUACGAGGACUGCUGGCGACCCCCGUCACCCUCAGCAUCCCCAGCAGACUCUGAAAAAUCAUUUUCACCGUCAGCUGAUGAAACGCAGCCGUUCGCCGUACCCUUUAGGACCUAUGCAUGGGGCAGCUAUUCUGGGUCUGAAAUCAGACAGCUGGUCGAGCAGAGAUUCAGCCAGCAUCCCGCGCUGGAUCUAGAGCGGAGUACCACGCUGAAUUAUUACAGUGAAAGAGUGGUUGAACCCCCCCUCCUCAACGAGAGGGGGCCUGGAUCAGGUAUUUAUGGCAAUUAUGACUCCUCUGCUAACCCGUUCGAGCGCGCCACCGGUCCUGGACUCUAUGUGGACAGAAACACUCACGGAAAUGGAGCGGACAUGAAGACAGACACGGCCAGGAUAUGCAGUCGUCUUAUCCUAAACGGCGCUUUCAAAUGCAUCAAAUGCAGCAAGGUGUUCUCUACACCACAUGGCCUGGAGGUCCAUGUUCGAAGGUCUCACAGUGGAACAAGACCCUUUGCUUGUGACAUUUGUGGGAAAACAUUUGGACACGCGGUUAGCUUGGAACAACACAGAUCUGUUCAUUCCCAGGAAAGAAGUUUUGAUUGUAAAAUAUGCGGGAAAAGUUUUAAACGGUCUUCCACCCUUUCCACGCAUCUCUUGAUCCACUCGGACACGCGACCCUACCCGUGCCAGUACUGCGGGAAAAGGUUCCACCAGAAAUCCGACAUGAAGAAGCAUACGUUUAUCCACACAGGAGAGAAGCCUCACAAGUGUCAGGUUUGUGGGAAAGCUUUCAGUCAGAGCUCAAAUCUGAUAACGCACAGCAGAAAACACACAGGAUUUAAACCGUUCGGUUGUGACCUGUGCGGGAAAGGAUUCCAGCGGAAGGUCGAUUUGAGAAGGCACAAGGAAACACAGCACGGACUGAAGUGAGCAAAGACAUGGCUUCUUGACUUGAACAAACACUGAGGGGCAGUCCGUCGGCCGUCUCACUUGCGUGGUGCGUAGGCUGACAACAGUGAAUACCCAGACAAAUGUGGUAGUUUAUGGUAAGGAGCGUUUCAGGUUUUCAUUUUCAGAAUGCUGUUUGUGCUUUGUGUAUACGAGUCAGCAGUAGCCUAGCAGGUCUGGCAGCAUUUAUCAAAGGUGAUGGCGUAUGCGAUCUCCCGAGUUCAGAACCCAAACCCAUACAGGGAUUGUGUCUGAACCCAAAAUAUUAUCACCAAAAUAAUCUGAGAGGGACAAUAACCGCCGCGAGAAAGGACACUGCUAUCACCCAAAAUAUCAGCUGAGGUGGAGAAAAUCACCGCACCUCAUAAGAAUGCCACUUUGUUUUUAACGCUGCAGAGGAGGUGCUGGCAAAACAAGCACUACAAAAACUGCGUGAUUUCAUAAAUACAAGACUUGUUUGUGUAUUAUAUAAACUUAACUGAUUUGGCGACUUGUCAAACAUUUUCCACUCGUUUAAGUAGCCUACCCAAUCAUAUUAUUUAAUCAAAUUUGCACAUGAGUAGGCUGUCUGUUAUCGAAAAACAUGGACCUUCUUCUCAAAUGCAGUAUAAGCCUGUUAAGGCUAUUUAAAUUUAUUCGUGUUAGAAUAGUUUUUUUUUUUAUCAGUAAUCAUUAUUUAUAUGUAAAGACAUUGUUUGAAUAAAAAAUAUUA
Messenger RNA from Electrophorus electricus (electric eel), 2248 nucleotides. Lineage: Eukaryota; Metazoa; Chordata; Actinopteri; Gymnotiformes; Gymnotidae. The record is from RefSeq and is a predicted model, not a curated record.